Messenger RNA from Ceraceosorus guamensis, 5860 nucleotides. RefSeq lists its product as hypothetical. The transcript is spliced from 2 exons. The record is from RefSeq and is a predicted model, not a curated record. NCBI's taxonomy places the organism in Eukaryota, Fungi, Basidiomycota, Exobasidiomycetes, Ceraceosorales, Ceraceosoraceae. The coding region runs from base 178 to 5589 and encodes 1803 amino acids.
CAUUGCGCCAGGACAGUCCGAGUGGCGGGCGACCCUCUUUGCGCGCAGGCGCGCACUCACAGCACGUACCGUUCACGCAGAGUUCAUAGAGUGUCCUUAGGUGCCGUCAGGCGUGCAAGUAUCGUGAUUUCAUCGACGAAUCGGACCAUAGCAGUAUCGAGAGUCACGAGCGGCGACAUGACCACAGCACCCACGUCAAGAGGCAGCUCUUCACACAUUCGAGGAGCACGUAGAGAUGACGCAGGCUCGUCUGGCUCGUCUGGCGAUGCGCCUUCGCCCGCUCUGCCUCAAACGCCAACAUCAGCACUGACUGCCACCUCGUCGCCCAUCUACUCUGCCAUGUCUCGCGCAUCAGAUCAUGCACCGCCAUCUUCAUCAUCUUCCAUCCCGACCAAUGCCAAUUCACCCCUCUUUCAACUCUUUCAAGCCGAUGAUCCCUUGCUCGGUUUGGCCGCCUUUCCAGGAUCAGGGCGCAGCGCCUCCUCUCCAUACUCUUUUCAAGGCGAUGCGGCAGGGGCUGGUGCAGUCUCUCCUCUUCGUUUCCGCAGAGAUCAAAAGGGCUCGGGAGAUACCGCUGGCGAGAGCGAUUCGCACUCUGACUUGCCUGACGACGUCGAAGUCACCUCGGAGCCGGCAUCAGGAGGAGAUUAUUUAGGAUUGAGCGGCUCGCCAUCUCAAUGGGCUUCCACUUCCGCACGAGAUGUCGACGACAGACGAGGACGCAUGACCCUUUCAGUUCCUUUUUUGUCACCCGAUGCGCUGGAGGCUCCGUCGCCGUCUUCAGCCCGCAUGACGCCCAGCAGCGCACCCCUCUCCAGCUCACGGUACGGCAACGAUCAACAGGUUAGUGCUGGCUACACCGCCAGCGCAUCCGAAUACAGUCAGUGCAGUGCUACGACGUCCGGCAUGCUCAGCUCAGACUCUCGAAGCACCAUGAGUGCGUUUCCAGUGGAUGUUGGGGAGAGCGACAGCGAGUGGGGAGAGGAAGAUGAUGAGCGAUCAGGCACUGCUGCAACGAGUGUCUCGGGGCACCAUGCGCAGGACUCGACCAUCAAGAGUAGUCUGAAGAAGAUGGCAUCAUUGCGACGCGGGCCUUCGAGAAGGGGUCCGAAGGGAGGCAAUCCGCUCUUGAGCUCACUUGCGGCUAUGAGGAGGGAUGUGGAUGAUAGGUCGCUCAAAUCUUCGGCCAAUCUAGACACGGAUUCCUCCAGUAGGCCACUCCGAAAGCAGAUGGACCCUUUGCCGCCCGGUCCAGCUCAUCUGGACGUUGCUAAAGCUUCACAGCCUGAGUCAUCCUCCAGCUCUGAUGCAGCUUCAGGGCUUGCCUCACUUUCAAAUUGGUCGGUCUUCACUCACCGCGCAAGCCAAGGCCCGAGUCCCUCGCCAAGUGCUCCUGGCUUUGACCACAGAGCACACACUCUUCGCCAAUUGCAGAAGCAAGAUAACGAGGAACGAGCGCGAGCUCAAGCAAAAGGCCAGGGGAUGGGUCAGUGGAGAAUGUGGGGAAACGGUAAUGCGGGCGGAAACGCUAGGCUUGCACCACCUUCGACGUCAGGUGGUGCCAGCUCGCCUCAGUAUGCCUUCGGUGCUGGCAGACCUCAGCCGGCAGAUGUGCCUACCAGUGCGAAUGUUGUGCCCACACCUGCACUCAACGCCUCCAACCCCUUGUUUCAGCACAUGCUUGCUGCAGGCGGACCGAGCCGCAGUGCUGCCAGUACCAGCACAGCCCAGCGUUUAGACGACGCCUCACUUCCCAUCUUGGCUCCAGGUGCCUCGAUAGAGAUCGCCAAGAAUCAGGCGCCAGUGCCCGCUUCGGCCAUUCCAUCAUCUGCAGGUGGUCAGAGUACUGCCAAUGCGUCAAGCAGCGCACCGACGCCGAAAAGUGCUGGCUUGCGUCAGCACGUAGCGCGCACUGCUCGAGCUCUUCCGCCUCGAUCUCCGGUUGGGACGAUGCACAACAGAGGAGCAUCUCAGAGCUCGAGCGGCUCUGGUCAUCGGGUACGCAGCGCAAAGAGUUCGCCAAUCGCUCCUGAGCCGCCCACGAAGUCGCCUGAGAGUCACACUGACAAGGUCAGCAGCACGAGGGGCACAGAGGAUGCGUGGGCUGACGAGUCUGGCCAAUUCAGCGAACAGCGUCGUUCGCGCCCUUUAAAAGAUCUCGAGACGCCUCGCGCGCCUCCGGUCCAGGACGAGCAGCCGCAGGCGCUGUCUGAAGAGGCUGUACCUCAGGCCAAAGCAGCAGCCGAGCGCAACCGCCUGGUGUCUUGGGAGUCGCGAGCUUUGGCAUCUCAUGCUGCUCAGAACGGUCCAGAGGUGGCAAACGGUCGAGCGGGUACCCCUCUCCGACGUCCCUUUGUCGCCGGCCAUUCCCGUCAAAAUAGCUCUUCUGCCAGUGAUAACGACACCCUUGCUCACAUCAGGCCGGGCGGGCACACCCGACGACCGAGCGACAACAGGAACGCCUUUCACGAGGCGGCUCAUAGUCGCAGCAACAGCGAGAGCGAGGGCUCUGUCGGUAGCUCUGCCCUACGUGAGCGACGAUUGAAGUCACGCGCACAGAGGCUGGAGGAUGAGGGUCGACCUGUGCCUGAACAGCUCACCAAAGCGCUUGCUCACAUUUCUACUGAUCUGGCCAUACCCAAGCGCAGCAGGGCAAACACCGAUGCCGAUGCUGCUGCUCGAGUCGCGAAAGCCGUGAAAGAAGGCGCGACUGUCCGCAACAGCGACCCACAGCCAACCGUGCGUGCUCUCAAGCCGCCGCCAGAGGUAGAGCAGCCCCCGCCGGCUGAGCGAGAAGCAGACGCUCCCCUAGGUAGGGAAGAGGUUCUUGCUUCCCCGGUCGCUAGCCGGCAGAGGCGGUCUCGUCACGGCGGAGAAGCACGACGCGGGCCGCCGGUAGCUUCUGACUCGGAAAGCGAGAGCGGUCGUCCAUCGCUCGACUCGACAAGAGGCGGAGCAAGUCGACCGAGCUUUGAAACUGCUUACUCCGCGGCUGGCUCCGACAGCGAGAGUGCGUCUCAAGGCGGUGAUGCGAACUUUGAAGGCCCCAGGCAAGCUCCUCGCGUCCCGCCGCCACCUCGCGGCGCACAGCGACCUCAGCAAGGUCUGCGUAGCCUUGCAUUAGCUUCUUCGGCCAGCAGGCCUGCCAUGUCAAGCAGCAGCUCUCUGAGCUCAAUAGGCUCCAACGCGCCGACUAUCAACGUGCCACGGCGUCAGCACACAGCUCCGCGGGAUACGCGUAGAGCUGAAACACCGGAUCUCAGCGGAAGCACCUCGGACUCGCAGAGCACCUACGAGGCAGAAGCAGCUCAAUUGAUCACCGUCACUCGGCGAUACCCAGCGCCUGGACCGGCUCCUACCGGCGCCAUUCCAUCUCCGCCGCGCAGAUCACAAGCGUCUGGUCCCAGCCAGGCGGCUCCGACCCCGCCUCGGCCGCCUAUGGGUAGAGCGCAUUCCAGCUCGGUCGGCUCAGCCGAUCGUCCGGCGCAGCGCCCUCUCAUACUGGCGUCGAGCUCCAGGGCGGCGACGGCGACGGAAGGCGUCAGCCACGCUCAGCAAGCCCAACGACCUGGUCUGCGCACUCUGACCGGUCCAGACUCUGCGUGGGCGUCCAACAGCUCUGAGAAUGUCGGAGCUGCUUCCAGGCAACAUGCGCGGAUGAGGAAUGCGAGCGCACCUGGCUCAGACGUGGGUCCGAGGACAGAGAGCAUGGAGGAUCUGGCAGAGACCACCCGAGGUGGGGCUGCUGGGGGUGGCCACAGGUACUUUUCCAGCUCCACCUCUCGGGGUGCGCCUCGAGUGCCAUCUCAUUCGCGCGCUGGAUCUCAAGACAGUAACGGCACGGAAGCGAGCGGUAUUCGGGCUCCCAACAGCCCAACGGGAAGCAGCGCAGGCAGCGGGGCUGGCAGAUAUCUGGGUGUUCAGCAAGCAAACUGGGCUGGGUACAAGCAUGCCAAUGCGAGUGCGGAUAGCGCAGUGUCCAGUCUCCGACUUGCUGGUGUAAGUGCUGGAGGUUUUGGUGUGGGCAGCUCUUUACCAUACAAUAGACCUGGCACGGCCAACAGCGAUUCGAGAAGCAGCACGACCAACUCGUCGCGCUUCCCGUCCGGCAUCACUUCGAAUGGAGGUCGAGAUUCGGAAAGUCCUGACAGCCAAGGACUGGUCUACGAAGGUCUCCAACGGGCUCAUCGAGACUCUAAUCCUUCUAGUCCUGCUGUCUCCACCGGCUCUCGCGGCACGCUUUUCGGUGUCUCGAUGCGGCUGAAGGAGGAAGACAUCGACCUGGUCGAGGAGCUUCCAGUCAUCACCGAGCAGACAUCGCUAUUCGGUAUCAGGAGAAGGCUCGUAGCUACCUUUCCCAACCUGGGCAAAUCUAGCGCUCUGCGUCCUCUGAGCUCUAGAAAAGCGGAAUUCGACGCGACGGAGAGGCCAGGCUGGAGCGUGCUCGUGGGCGGCGAAAAGGAGAUGCGAAAGAGGGAGGAGCAACUCGAAGCGAGAGAAAAAGAACUCGCGAUAGAAGCCAUCUGCAAGGAUGAGAUUGCUGCUGUAACGAUCGAGGUGUGGACAGAGCAACGAAAUGGUCGUUGGACUGUUCGAGGUGCUGCAAGGCAUGACGGUGAGUCAGGAACGGGGGGCGCUCACCUGCGCGACAUCCAGCUCAUUAAUCCUCUCACAACCACGAGCGCAGCCGUCCGAGAAGAUCAUUUGCCCGAGAUUGCUGAUCCUUGGGCAAUCCCGAUCGACGCGAAAGGCAUCGUGAGGCGCAAGAAGCUGAAGAGCAACAUUGAGAUGAGCUCGACGCGCACAGUCAUGCGCUGUACGGAGUGCAUGGAAGCGCGUGCACGAGGCAUGAGCAUUAGGUGCCACACUUGCAAAGAUACUGGCAACGUCGAGUGGGUGUAUGUCAUCCAAUGCAUCGUACGCCUCGCAUCCUUCACGCCCCUCAAGCUGCCAGCGCAUCACAUUAUGGGUACUCGCCAACCCGGCGUCAAGUAUCUGGACGCUGGAGAUCCUGCACAUCGAGAGGCUGUGCUUCGCGAUCGAGCCAUAGAUGGACUGCAAGCUGCUGCGCAGCGUGUCGGUAGGCAACACUUUGCAAAUUAUGCUGCUCGGUUGUUGAUGGGCAAGGCGACGAUCACGAGGCGCGGAGUGCUGACCGUUGCAGUGAGCAAUCUCAAGGGGAAGCACAGGCGCCACUUUGAAGUGGAAGAUGGAACGGAAGGCAAAGUGUCGGAGGUGGCAGUGUCGAAGAAGGAGACGCCUCCUAGCGUUCCGCCGCCUGCCGAUCCGGCCUCGUACGGCUCCUCCAACGGCCUGGCGCCCCCUUCUAAUUUUUCCGACGCUGGCAGCAUGGUCGACUUUGGCGUCGCCACGGUGCCUGCUUCUCCUGCACCUACGGGCGGCAAGCGCUCGCUCAAUUCUCUAAGACCUCCCCUCUCGACAUUGGGCCGAUCGGGCGGCGCAAGCUCGUCUUACGCUUCCAACGAUGCAAGCUCGGUGUACUCGGCCGCCACUUCUCGAAGGUCUCCCUCGCCUCAACCCGCCCCGUCGACGCGCACAACUGCACGCCUUCGAGGCUUGUUCCGGUGAUCGCGGCUGUGCGUCGCACCACCACUCAUGAUCACUUGCGGGGGGGCAGCGUGAUGGGCUCAAACAUCUCUGCGAACCAGGUUCGCCACCUUUCGCCCUUUGCAACGCCGAACCUUCUUUUUUUCUCGCAUUCCUGAUGCGCCGCCCUCGAGAUGAAGUGCGCGGGCCAUUUGUAUCUGUCUGUGUCAAGUAUCCCUAUACAAUGCUAUUUUGCAUGCGUCAAUCAUGACACCCGCUCUUGCGAAGACGAAUGGAGAAUCUAUCAGGCCAA